Ascochyta rabiei is the source of this 2385-nucleotide messenger RNA. RefSeq lists its product as uncharacterized. The transcript has 4 exons. The coding region runs from base 1 to 2385 and encodes 794 amino acids. The record is from RefSeq and is a predicted model, not a curated record. Lineage: Eukaryota; Fungi; Ascomycota; Dothideomycetes; Pleosporales; Didymellaceae. Gene Ontology annotation, molecular function: pseudouridylate synthase activity.
AUGAGACUUCUCGCCCGAGCCGUGCGCAGACCUCGCCGCGCGCAACAGCCCUCUGCCGCGCUGGGAAGGCGCCACCUGGCCAACAACGGCUUCUUCCGCGUCUCGGACGAGGUGCGCGAAGCUCUCCACGCCAAGAAGGCCGUGGUGGCGCUGGAGACGACGAUAUACACGCAUGGCUUCCCCUACCCCGAGAACGUCGCGCUCGCGUCCCUCCUCGAGAGCGUGGUCCGAGUCCAUGGCGGCGUGCCCGCAACCAUAGGCAUUCUGGACGGCGUCGCCCGCGUGGGCCUGGAUCCAGAAGAGCUGAUCCGCCUGACCGACUCGGCUGGCCAGCCCACCACCCUGAAGCUGUCCAGACGCGACCUGAGCCAUGUCUGUGGCCUGCGGCUGACCGGCAAGCACUUCAACGGCGGCACCACCAUUGCAAGCACCAUGCUGCUCGCCGAGCUGGCAGGCAUCAAGAUCUUUGGCACCGGCGGUCUUGGGGGUGUCCACCGUGGCGCCGAGUCGAGCAUGGACAUCUCCGCCGACUUGACCGAGCUGGGCAGAACCCCCGUCGCCGUCGUCUCAAGCGGCUGCAAGAGCUUCCUCGACAUCCCCCGCACCCUCGAGUACCUCGAGACCGAGGGCGUCGGUGUAGCCACGUUCGCGGAUGGCCGCCAAGGCAACGUCGACUUCCCGGCCUUCUGGUCCAGAGACAGCGGCGUCAGGAGCCCGACGACCAUCCAGCAUGAAGCCGAAGCUGCUGCCAUCAUACACGCCCAGCACCAGAUGCAAAUCAGGUCUGGCCUGCUGUUUGCCAACCCCGUUCCACUCGAAGCCGCCAUCCCAAAGGCGGACAUGGACUUGGUCAUCAAGGAGGCCCUCAAGCAAGCAGAGGCCCAAGGCGCGUCCGGCAAGGACAACACGCCUUUUGUGCUGGCAAAGAUCAAGGAGCUCACCAAGGGAAAGUCCAUCCCCGCCAACAAGGCCUUGAUCGAGUCCAACGUGAGGCGGUCUGCCAUAAUUGCCCGCGAGCUGUCCAUCCUCGAGACGAAGCAAGAAGAAGCCCGAGGCCGUAGCUCUUCCUACUUUACCCCAGUCCAAGCAGCCACCACCAAUGCAACCUCGUCGAUACCCACGCCUCCCGUCACUCCGCCUCCAUCUGUCCCUCAUGCCACGCCUGUUGACAUAGUCGUCGCCGGUGCACUUGCAGUCGACUUCUCGUGUGACUAUGCUCCCUUCGCCAACGCCUCGAGUCAGACCGACCCGCUGCCUCACACCUCGAAUCCCGCAGUGAUCAGCCAGAGCCUGGGAGGGGUAGCCCACAACAUCGCCAAAGCCGCACACCUCCUUGGAUCCUCUGUGCGUCUCUACAGUGCCGUCGGAAACGACCUCAGUGGCCGUGCAGCACUGAGCCAGCUGGAAGACGAAGGCAUGUCCACGUCAGGCAUCGAGACACUGCCCAAGCCGGCACGAACCGCCCAAUACGUCGCCGUCAACAACGCAAACAAAGACCUUGCGCUUGCCAUGGCCGACAUGUCCAUCCUCGAAGCCAUCCCCCACAGUCUUACCUCUGACCUCUCCGCCACACUCUUCGCCGACCCCGCAACGAAGCCCAAGGUCUUGGUAGCGGACGCAAAUUGGUCUUCGCCCGCACUGCACACCUGGCUCUCAGCCGCCCACGCUGCAUCCACGACAACGGUGUUCGAGCCCGUCUCCACCGCAAAAGCGCUCCGCAUCUUCCCUCCCGUCGCCCAGUCGACACCCUCCUCCUCGUCAGCAUCACCGCCAUCCACGUACCCCAACUCCCUCGCCCACAUCAUAACCCCCAACCACCACGAACUCACCGCUCUACACGAGCACGCUCACUCAACAGGCCUCUUUGAACUACCCUCGUGGUUCGCCGUCAUCGACGCCCUGGGCAUCCCGUCAACAGGACUGCGCGUGCCCCUAGCCAUGAUCACCGACAGUGCCCUAGUCGACGCCGGCAUCCCCCAGCAAGCUAUAAAGCUACUCCCCUUCUUCCCCACGAUCCUCACCAAACUGGGUCCGCAGGGCGUACUCAUGACGAGACUCCUCGCCACCGACGCGCCAGAACUCCACACGGACACGGACCGCCCGUUCGUGCUGGCGCGGAACAACAACGGCGACGCGGCGUCGGGCGUCGGCGGCUUGUACGUGCGCCUGUUCCCUGUCGACAAGGUGCUGUCGCCCGAUGAAGUCGUCAGCGUAAACGGCAUCGGCGACACCUUCUGCGGCGCGCUGGCUGUCGGGUUGGCUGGGGGGAAGAAGGUGCAGGAGGUGGUGGCUUUUGCGCAGAGGGCCGCGAGUCUGAGUCUCAGGAGUCGGGAGAGUGUGAGUGUCGAGUUGAGGGGGUUGAAGGCGGAGGUCGCGGGCUUGUAG